Messenger RNA from Toxorhynchites rutilus septentrionalis, 1208 nucleotides. Its product is annotated as syntaxin-8. Gene Ontology annotation, cellular component: membrane; endomembrane system; SNARE complex. Bases 176 to 883 code for a protein of 235 amino acids. Gene Ontology annotation, biological process: vesicle fusion; intracellular protein transport; vesicle-mediated transport. The record is from RefSeq and is a predicted model, not a curated record. NCBI's taxonomy places the organism in Eukaryota, Metazoa, Arthropoda, Insecta, Diptera, Culicidae. Gene Ontology annotation, molecular function: SNARE binding; SNAP receptor activity. The transcript is spliced from 3 exons.
CAAAGCAGUAACCAAAAAACAAAAGCAGUAUAAUUAACUGGUUUGUUUUGCUAGCGCCUGUUGUUCCCUUAUCAGCUUGAAACGUAGAAUGUAUAAAUUAGAUUACUCAUUUUCCUUGGACUCAUAAUUUUACGCUGUUGAAUAUUUCAAGAAGAAAAACAAAUAAGCCAUUGUUAUGGCGCUUAUAAACAUCGAUGGCGAUCCCUGGCUCAGCGACCUGGAUGCCUGUGAGCGGCUGAGCAACGAAAUCCAAUCACAGCUGGUGGCACGGAAUCGUGAAAAUUCUCUUUCACGAGAAUAUUCGUCCAUCUCCGGUCAGAUUCGGGUGCGGAUAAAGCAGUUCGGAUCCGAGCUCGAGCAGUUGAGCAAGAAGCUAGGCUACACCUCUAGCUCGCUUACUUCCGCCGAAGCGGAACGUAGACAGCGGCAGCUGGAGGCGCUGCAGACCAAGUUGGUCCAGCUGCAAAGGCAAUUUAACACUGUGGAGGCUCAGGUGGAGAGAACAAGCCUAUUUGCAUCCGGCAGUUCCCGACUGUUCGAUGAUGAUGACGAUCCGGCGCUGAUUAAACCGGAAUCGAGUUACACCGUCGCGGAUUUGAGAGCCCAUCAGACGAGAUUGUUGGAGGAUCAGAAUGAGGGUUUGGAGGCACUCUCGAAGGUGAUUUCCAGACAAAAGGAACUGGCAUCGAGAAUUGGCACCGAAGUCGAUCAACACAAUGAAAUUCUAGAUAACCUGGCGGUAACAAUGGAAACGACGGACGGGCGCAUGAAUCGGGAAACACGCCAGAUAGAAACGGUGACCGAACUGGAUUCCACUUGUGGAUAUUGGACGGUGAUUGGGAUUUUAGCGGCGGCUAUAAUCAUCGUAGCUAUUUUGAGCUAGUUUUUGGAUUUCUACUUUUCAUGCAAUAGUUAUUUGCGAUGGCCAGGAUAUGGAUCUGGAACAGUGUCAAUAUAUGCGAAACAUAAGCAUCGUAAACCUUGUAUGUUUAUAUUAUAAGACGAGAUUGCAAAUUUCAUAUACCAUAGAUAGAGAACAUUAUGUUUUAAUGUUUAUUGGUCAAAUUCCAUGUAUAUAUUCGCCUGUCGCCAGGAUAAUAAUGAUCAAUUGAAACGAAAAAUAACAAUACAUAUUUCAAUUUUAAAGAAUAGUGUUAUUUUUGAACAUACAAGAAUACGACACUCAUAUAGUUCGCAGAGGAAAUCAU